Molecule: messenger RNA, 3096 nt
Organism: Stegostoma tigrinum
Lineage: Eukaryota; Metazoa; Chordata; Chondrichthyes; Orectolobiformes; Stegostomatidae
Product: adenosine receptor A1-like
Exons: 3
Coding region: 475-1575 (366 amino acids)
Biological process (GO): vasodilation; G protein-coupled adenosine receptor signaling pathway; adenylate cyclase-activating G protein-coupled receptor signaling pathway
Cellular component (GO): membrane
Molecular function (GO): G protein-coupled adenosine receptor activity
Source: RefSeq, a predicted model, not a curated record
CAGCCAGCUGUCUGACAGCUUCGGGGGGGGAGGGGGAGGAGGCAGUUGCCGAAGUGAAAACGAAUCCAACAGAGAACAUGCUCAAAAAAUAAUACCCCACUCACCCCAAGUGGCCCCGGGACGUUCUGUGCAAAUGCUUUUGAAAAUUCAAUAAUAAUUUCUUUCCUCUUUAUGCAAUAGAUUUUCCUCGGGGCCGGCAGACCACCUGGCGUAUUGCAAAAUAAAAACCAAAAGGACUUCAGGAAAUCAGAGACGAAGAUUGGAAUUGUUGGAAAAGCUCGGCAGGAUCUGGCAGCUCUGUCUGCGCGACCAGAACUGGACACAGUGCUUCAGAAGAGGCCUCACCAACAUCCUGUACAACCUCAACAUAACAUCCCAACUCCUACACUCAGAAGAUGAGCAAUGAAGGGCAAAACAGAAAGGCCCGAAUCCUCCCCCUGAAGACUAGCCUAUGGCUUACUCGGAAGACCAUUGAUGACCCAGAAACAUGACGACUUAAGGCGGGAGACAAAGCAGAGAGGAAUUUCUAGUUCCACAAUGGGCACAUCAGCAGGUUUUGUUGGAAGCAAUUUCAAUUGCACUAGCCCUCCCUUGCCCAUCAAUGUCGGAUAUUUUGUUGCUGAGGUAUUAACGGCAUUCCUUGCUGUUUUCGGGAAUGUCUUCAUCUGCUUUGUUGUUGCCAGGAACAGGAAAUUAAGGACAGCAACAAAUUACUUCCUGGUGUCCCUGGCUGUGGCGGACAUAUUGGUCGGGGCAGUUGCUAUCCCAUGCGCUCUACUGACGGACAUUGGCCUCCCCCAGUGUAGUUACUACCUCUGCGUCCUCAUGCUCUGCACGCUGCUGGUCCUCACCCAGGCGUCCAUCUUCGGUAUGGUCACCAUCGCAGUGGAGCGCUACAUCGCCAUCCUGAGGCCAUUCCGUUACCCGGUCCUGGUAACCCCCAGGAACACCGGCCUCGCCAUCGGCGUGGUGUGGGUGCUGGCCGUGGUCAUUGGGCUGGUGCCCCUGAUGGGAUGGCGCAAGGCGCGUAUCGCUGAGGGGGGCUGCUUCUUCGACAGCAUCAUCGAUGAGAGCUACAUGGUAUACUUCAACUUUCUCGGCUGCACCCUACUGCCGCUCCUCGCCAUGUUCAUCAUCUACGCCAAGAUAUUCUUCGAGGUGAAGCGGCAGAUCCGACGCAUAGCUGAGAGGCACGUUGGCAUCAGUGCAGAGGAGAAACGGAGGAAGAUUAUCUGCCGGGAGCUCCAGACGGCUAUGUCUCUCUUCAUCGUCCUUUUCUGCUUCACCCUGAGCUGGAUUCCGAUACACAUCCUGCACUGCAUCAAACUGUACUGCCCAGACUGCGAUGUCACCACGUCUGUGAUGCUAACCAUGGUUAUUUUGUCCCACUUUAACUCAGUGAUCAACCCCGUCAUCUAUGUUUUCAGGAUAAAGAGCUUCUGGGAAGCCUUCAAAGAGGCAUCCUCAUGCAUCCCCUACCCCGCACUCUUUGGGAAGUAUUCCAACACGAAUUUGACCGUAAUGAUUAAAACUGAGUCUUUCGGGAACCAGAACAAUGCCUUGCCAGGGCUUUAGGAUUGGUGAGAAACUAACGCCAAGGUCCUGUUGGGUUGGCAUGUAGCCUGGCACCCUCUCUAAGCAUUUGCUGUUGCACCAAUGCUGUUUCAGUUGAAUGAUGCAUUACUUGUGACACUCACAAGCCAUGAGUGCACAGAGGCCACACUGUACCUGGGUUAGACUUAUAGUUUCACGCAGCACAGAAAAGGCCCUUCGGCCCAUCGGGUCUGCACCGACGUAAACUACUGCUAAAAGUACGCAAAUCACAAUUUACUUGUCCCAUAUCCUCGAUUCCUUUAGACUGGGGACACUGAGCUGGGGGGGCGGUGUGUGUUGUGAAGAGGAUGCUGAGAGGCUUGGGCAGACUGAGUGGCAAAUGCAAUAAAUGUGAAGUCAUCCGCUUUUGUGGCAAAAGCAGGAAGGCAGAUUAUCAUCCGAAUAGUGGCAGUUUAGGAAUACAUGAGGUGCAUUGAGACCUGGGUGUCAUGCUGGAACAGUCGCUGAAGGUUGGAAUGCAGAUGGAGUAGGAGGUGAGGAAAGCUAAUGGCACGCUGCCUUCAUAGCGAGAGGAUUUGAGUAUCGGAGUAAGGACGUCUUGCUGCAGUUAUACAGAUCCUUGGUGAGGCCACACCUGGAGUAUUGUGUGCAGUUUUGGUCCCCUAGUCUGAGGAAGGACAUUCUUGCUAUUGAGGGAGUCCAGCGAAGGUUCACCAGACUGAUUCCCGGGAUGGCAGGAAUGACAUAUGACAAUAGACUCAAUCAACUGGGCUUGUACUCACUGGAAUUUAGAAGAAUUUGGCGGGGGGGGGGGGAGCGGUGGCGGUGAGGAUCUCUUAGAAAUGUAUAAAGUCCUGAUGGGACUGGACAGGCUAGGUGAGGGAAGAAUGUCCCAGUGUUGGGAGAGUCCAGAACUAGGGGUCACACUCUAAGAAUUAGGGAUAAGCCAUUCAGGGCUGAGAUGAGGAAGAAUUUCUUCACUCCCUGUGGAAUUCUCUCCCACAGGAAGCUGUUGGGGCCAGGUCUUAGAUAUAUUCAAGAGGGCGCUGGGCAUGGACCUUGCAGCUAAAGGGAUCAAGGGGUAUGGAGAGAAAGCGGGAAUGGGAUACUGAGAUUGCAUGGCCAGCCAUGAUCCUAUUGAGUGGGGAAUGGUAAGGUGGCUUUGUGGUAAGCGCUACUGCCUCACAGCUCCAGGGACCUGGGUUCAAUUCCACCCUCAGGUGACUGUGUAGGGUUUGCACAUUCUCCCCGUGUCUGUGUGAGUUCCCUCCCACACUCUGAAGAUGUGUUGGUUGGGGUGGAUUGGCCACACUAAAUUACCCAUAGUGUCCAGGGAUGUGUGGGUUAGCCUUGGGAAAUGCAGGGGUUAAGUUGGAGUAGGAUGUUCUUUGGAGGAUUGGUGUGGACUUGUUGGACCAAAUGGCCUGUUUCCAUUGUGUUGUAAUUCUAUGGAUGGUGGUAUAGACAUAAAGCCAACUCCUGCACCUAUUUUCUAUGUUAUUAAAUGUGACAAUCUAUUAUAAUUUGCUUCUGAUCUAGUUG